Ixodes scapularis (black-legged tick) is the source of this 1651-nucleotide messenger RNA. Its product is annotated as plexin-A1-like. The coding region runs from base 102 to 1532 and encodes 476 amino acids. Gene Ontology annotation, cellular component: semaphorin receptor complex. The transcript has 10 exons. The record is from RefSeq and is a predicted model, not a curated record. Gene Ontology annotation, molecular function: semaphorin receptor activity. Lineage: Eukaryota; Metazoa; Arthropoda; Arachnida; Ixodida; Ixodidae. Gene Ontology annotation, biological process: motor neuron axon guidance; regulation of cell shape; semaphorin-plexin signaling pathway involved in axon guidance.
AUGACGCAAACACGACGACAAAAUUCGCAGUCAUUUGGGAGGCGAAAAAUAUCCUGGACAAUCCUGAUAACAUUCAUGUCGUUGUGUACGAUUGCGCCAAAAUGGCACAAAACUGUGGAGAAUGCCAUGAGCUACACGAAAAAUACGGCUGCGGUUGGUGUCAAGAAAGCAAGUCAUGUACAGUGCGUUCCAACUGUCCAAUUUGGAUUGAUCGAACCCAUAUCUGUCCUGAUCCCGAAAUAAUGCAAUUUUAUCCAAAUACAGGACCUUUGGAGGGGGGUACUAAUAUUACCAUUGAAGGCGAAAACUUCGGAAAAAUGUUCGAGGAUAUUGAGCAAGGCGUUCACAUCUCGCUGGAGAUGGUCAACGGGUCCUCUCUUGACGUUCCAUGCGUCCCAUACCAAGAAUUGUAUGUGAGAGGUUCAAGAAUUGUAUGCAGAAUUCAAAGACCCGAGAACAUGACACUGGCAACGUCUGGCCCUGUUGUUGUAAGUGUUCAGGACCAGUUUAAAGCACGAUCCAAGCAAAAAUAUACCUUCGUCGACCCCACAAUCGUCUCAAUAACUCCGGACAAAGGACCAAAAUCCGGAGGCACAGAUAUUGAAAUUCGAGGAGCUUUCCUCAAUACUGGCAGCACAGCGGAAAUCUCUGUGGGCGGUGUGCCGUGUCAUUUAACCGAGCGGCAAGACGCUUUAUUGACAUGUAGGACUUCUCAAGCACCCAUGGCUGGACGAGAACGGCUUGUGGUAAAAUUUGACGACGGUUUGAGAGAGCUUCGAGAGUACAUGUUCACGUUUGUAGAAGACCCCGUCAUUGAUUCGGUAGAGUCUGCCAUUGCGGGAACUCCAGCACGCGGAAUCCCCAGCGGAGGACUGACGGUGAAUGUUAAAGGACGGAAUUUGGACGUCGUACGAGAACCUGCUUUGUACGUAACGGUGGACUCGCAAAGGCAUUAUGGGAAAUGUGUCCCGGAGUCGCCCCAGCACCUGAAGUGUCGGAGCCCCGUAGUUUCCAAAGAAAACCUUCACUUUGAAGAGGAUCCCGCCAUUCCCUUGGAACUGGAGUACGGUGUUCGUAUGGACGCAGCUGAAAGCGGACAGAAUCUGGUGGCGAACAGAGGCUUCAAACCAUUCCAGAUGUUUCGCGAUCCAUUAUACCUUCCUUUUUCUGAAGAUGGACACGUUAAAGAGUUCAAGAGUGACUACCUGACGAUCGCAGGAGAUAACCUAGAUCGGGCAUCUGAAUUUGAUGAUGUGGUUGUUCGAGUCGGAACAGCCCUCUGCAACGUUACAUCGUUGUCACGAACACAACUGACGUGCCGACCCCCUAAAGAGCAACCAGCCGGACUGGAUGAGAGCGGAAAUCCAGACACGACGCAACUUCCAGUCGUCGUCGUUGAAGUCGGUGAUCGCCUAUCGUUCGUCAUUGGGAAGUUGAACUACACAAACCUGGGAAUACCUGUUACCACGGACACAGAUGCUGGUGCCCAUAAUAUCACGUCCGCAAAUGUUACCGACCUCAAUGUGGAGUGACGAACCCAAACAUAUUUUGUCGAAGUAUUUUUUUUCAUGAGGGGACCAUUUUGGAUUUGUUAAAUAAACAAAAUGUCAUUUCUAGUACAAUAAUUGUUUUUGGUGAGGAGGUAGUUUAC